CCCAGGAUCGUGUGUGUGGGGCUUGCGCUGUGUUGAGAAGCUGAUCACCGGCCCAUAUGCCCCUUAUUUACUGCAAUGUUCUUUGCAUGUUAUUGUGCACUCCGGACUAACGUGAAGGUGUCAGAAUCUUCUUUAGUUGAUGACAUCAGAAACAAUGGCAGUGAUAAUAUUCCAUUUACUCAAGUUCGAGGAAGAUACAGAAUAGAACCUGGCAUGAAGUAUCGAUACCAAGAUGAGGACGGUCCACACGAUCAUUCCUUACCUCGGCUAACUCAUGAAGUAAGAGGUCCAGAACUGGUGCAUGUGUCGGAAAAGAACCUGUCUCAAAUAGAAAAUGUGCACGGAUACGUCCUGCAGUCGCGCAUCUCUCCUCUGAAGGCUAGCCCUGCUCCUAUAAUUGUCAACACAGACACUUUGGACACUAUUCCUUAUGUCAACGGAACAGAAAUUGAAUAUGAGUUUGAAGAAAUUACAUUGGAGAGGGGAAAUUCAGGCCUGGGAUUCAGUAUUGCUGGAGGGACAGAUAAUCCUCACAUUGGAGAUGACCCUGGCAUAUUUAUUACGAAGAUUAUUCCAGGAGGUGCGGCAGCAGAGGACGGCAGGCUCAGGGUCAAUGACUGUAUCUUGCGGGUGAACGAGGUUGAUGUGUCAGAAGUUUCCCACAGUAAAGCGGUGGAAGCUCUCAAAGAAGCAGGGUCUAUUGUGAGGCUCUACGUGCGGAGAAGACGACCCAUUUUGGAGACUGUCGUGGAAAUCAAGCUGUUCAAAGGGCCGAAAGGUUUAGGCUUCAGUAUUGCCGGAGGGGUGGGGAACCAGCACAUUCCUGGAGACAACAGCAUUUAUGUAACAAAAAUUAUAGAUGGUGGAGCUGCACAGAAAGAUGGAAGGCUGCAAGUAGGGGACAGACUACUAAUGGUAAAUAACUAUAGUUUAGAAGAAGUUACACAUGAGGAAGCUGUAGCGAUCUUGAAGAACACGUCUGAUGUUGUUUAUCUGAAAGUUGGCAAACCCACUACUAUUUAUAUGACUGAUCCUUAUGGCCCACCUGAUAUUACUCACUCUUAUUCUCCACCAAUGGAAAAUCAUCUCCUGUCUGGUAACAAUGGCACGUUAGAAUAUAAAACUUCCCUGCCGCCCAUCUCUCCAGGAAGGUACUCACCAAUUCCAAAGCACAUGCUCGUUGAAGAUGACUACACCAGGCCACCGGAACCUGUUUACAGCACUGUGAACAAACUCUGUGAUAAGCCUGCAUCUCCCAGGCACUAUUCCCCUGUUGAGUGUGACAAAAGCUUCCUUCUCUCAGCUCCCUACCCCCACUACCACCUAGGCCUGCUCCCUGACUCUGACAUGACCAGUCAUUCCCAGCACAGCACUGCAACUCGUCAGCCUUCAGUGACCCUCCAAAGGGCCAUCUCCCUGGAAGGGGAGCCUCGCAAGGUAGUCCUUCACAAAGGUUCCACGGGCCUGGGCUUCAACAUUGUGGGCGGGGAAGAUGGAGAAGGUAUUUUUGUAUCCUUCAUUCUGGCUGGUGGACCAGCAGACCUGAGUGGAGAGCUCCAGAGAGGAGACCAGAUCUUAUCGGUGAAUGGCAUUGAUCUCCGUGGAGCAUCUCAUGAGCAAGCAGCUGCAGCACUGAAGGGGGCUGGGCAGACGGUGACAAUCAUAGCACAAUAUCAACCUGAAGAUUACGCUCGAUUUGAGGCCAAAAUCCAUGACCUACGAGAGCAGAUGAUGAACCACAGCAUGAGCUCCGGGUCUGGGUCCCUUCGAACCAAUCAGAAACGCUCCCUGUAUGUCAGAGCCAUGUUUGACUACGACAAGAGCAAGGACAGUGGGCUGCCUAGCCAAGGACUUAGUUUUAAAUAUGGAGACAUCCUCCACGUCAUCAACGCCUCUGAUGAUGAGUGGUGGCAAGCCAGAAGGGUCACAUUAGAUGGGGACAGUGAGGAGAUGGGAGUCAUUCCCAGCAAGCGGAGGGUGGAAAGGAAGGAACGUGCCCGAUUGAAGACAGUGAAGUUUAAUGCAAAACCUGGUGUGAUUGAUUCAAAAGGGUCAUUCAGUGACAAGCGUAAAAAGAGCUUCAUCUUUUCACGAAAAUUCCCAUUCUACAAGAACAAGGAGCAGAGUGAGCAGGAAACCAGUGAUCCUGAACGAGGACAAGAAGAUCUCAUUCUUUCCUAUGAGCCUGUCACAAGGCAGGAAAUAAACUACACCCGGCCGGUGAUUAUCCUGGGCCCCAUGAAGGAUCGAAUCAAUGAUGACUUGAUAUCUGAAUUUCCUGAUAAAUUUGGCUCCUGUGUGCCUCAUACUACGAGGCCAAAGCGUGACUACGAAGUUGACGGCAGAGACUAUCACUUUGUCAUUUCUAGAGAACAAAUGGAGAAAGAUAUCCAAGAGCACAAAUUUAUAGAAGCUGGCCAGUACAAUGACAAUUUAUAUGGAACCAGUGUGCAGUCUGUGAGAUUUGUAGCAGAAAGGGGCAAACACUGUAUACUUGAUGUAUCUGGAAAUGCUAUUAAGCGGUUACAAGUCGCCCAGCUCUAUCCCAUUGCCAUCUUCAUAAAGCCCAAGUCUCUGGAACCUCUGAUGGAGAUGAAUAAACGGCUAACAGAGGAGCAAGCCAAGAAAACCUAUGACCGGGCAAUUAAGCUAGAACAAGAAUUCGGAGAAUAUUUUACAGCUAUUGUCCAAGGAGACACCUUAGAAGAUAUUUACAAUCAAUGCAAGCUUGUUAUUGAAGAGCAGUCUGGACCUUUCAUCUGGAUUCCCUCAAAGGAAAAGUUAUAAAUUAGCUACUGCACCUCUGACAACGACAGAAGAGCAUUUAGAAGAACAAAAUAUAUAUAAUAUAAUACUUGGAGGCUUUUAUGUUUUUGUUGCAUUUAUGUUUUUGCAGUCAAUGUGAAUCCUUAUGAAUGUACAACACAAACUGUGUGAAGCCAUGAAGGAAACAGAGGGGCCAAAGGGUGGGACAGAAAAGACAUUGCAGUAUGCAGGAAGGCUUUGGUUUGCUCAAAGUACCAGGUGUAGGGAUAGACCUCUGAUGGGCUCUCUGCCCUAGAGAUGGGCAGCCUUCUCACCCCAGCAGAUGUCCAGAGCUGAUUUAGCUGCUGAGCUCUCUGUGUUUUUUGCUUUAAGAAAAGUGGCCAGCACUCAAACCUCGCCAACCUUCCCCUUCCCCACCUCUGUAAUUGGUACAUUCGAAUUUUAUAACUAUGCACAUCCUUUGAUUUCUUAACAAGCAAAGGAAAUAAGGAAAACAGGAAGGGGUCCCUUUGGAGACAACAUAUUGUCAGGGGAGGAUGAUUGCUUAGUUUCCUUGGCUGGCAAGUGCAAAGACAAGCGUGUCAUAAAAUUGACAAGUGUAUGGAGGAUUAAUCUUACUGAGGAGGGGAUUCCAUCUGGCCUAGCUUUAUGAUUGUCAUUGUCUAUUUUGCCAUUUAUAAGCUGAAAGAAAGCACUAAAGAUGAGAA
Messenger RNA from Psammomys obesus (fat sand rat), 3473 nucleotides. It is a transcript of the gene Dlg2, whose product is annotated as discs large MAGUK scaffold protein 2. Gene Ontology annotation, cellular component: neuromuscular junction; postsynaptic density membrane; neuron projection. NCBI's taxonomy places the organism in Eukaryota, Metazoa, Chordata, Mammalia, Rodentia, Muridae. The transcript is spliced from 24 exons. The record is from RefSeq and is a predicted model, not a curated record. Gene Ontology annotation, biological process: chemical synaptic transmission. Bases 76 to 2787 code for a protein of 903 amino acids. Gene Ontology annotation, molecular function: kinase binding.